Molecule: messenger RNA, 8896 nt
Organism: Pongo pygmaeus (Bornean orangutan)
Lineage: Eukaryota; Metazoa; Chordata; Mammalia; Primates; Hominidae
Gene: TAS2R13
Product: taste 2 receptor member 13
Exons: 2
Coding region: 1770-2681 (303 amino acids)
Biological process (GO): detection of chemical stimulus involved in sensory perception of bitter taste; sensory perception of taste; G protein-coupled receptor signaling pathway
Cellular component (GO): membrane
Molecular function (GO): G protein-coupled receptor activity; bitter taste receptor activity
Source: RefSeq, a predicted model, not a curated record
GGUCAUAAAUAUACAAAGCUAACAAACUGUUAAAGGAGAUAUUUUCUAUUCUAUCUUGACAAAUAUACCAUUGUAACAACAAAACAGAAAAUAUCUACCUAUUUUAAAUUAUAGUUGAAACUUGCAAAUCAUUAAAGAUGAUGCAAUUAUUUUGUAAAUUUUUUAGUACUCUGUAGAUCACCCAAUAAAGAUUGCAUGAGUAAUAAAGUACAAGCAUUCAUAAUUCACAAAUUUUAUGUUUAUUAAAUAAAAAUAGCUUUGUAUUCAUCCAGCUAAAUGGCUAUUUAUUAUCUUAUAAUCAAGAUAACAAAGUGUUUUAUUUACAUUAAUUUUGAAUUAGGCAAUCUUUCUUGAGUCUCCACUUUUUCAGAAUUUUGGUAAUUCACUUUUUUUUGGUAGUUUUUGAAAGAGUGGGGCUGGGUGAGGAACCUUGACUCUUCACAAUGAACACAUUAGUUCCCCCUUAUCUGCAGUUUCAGUGACCCAGGGUCAACCACAGUCCAAAAAUAGGUUUUUACAGUACAGUAAGGUAUCUUGAGAGAGUGAGAGACACCACACUAUAUAUUUUAACACAUUUUUUACUUUUUAUUUUUUAAAUUUUUAUUUAUUUUAGAGAUAGGGUCUCCCUAUGUUGCCCAGGCUGGUCUCAAACUUUUGGGCUCCAGCAGUCCUCCCGCCUCAACCUCCCAAAGUGCUAGGAUUACAGGGAUGAACCACAACUCCUGGCAACUUUUAUUAUAGUAUAUUGUUUUAAUUGUUCUAUUUUAUUAUUAGUUAUUUUUGUAAUCUUUUACUGUGCUUGAUUUAUAAAUUAAACUUUAUCAUAGGUAGGUGAAUACAGGAAAAAAAUAUAUUGUAUAUAGAGUUUGGCACUAUCUGCUGUUUUAGGCAUCCACUGGGGGUCUUGGGACAUAUGCCUUGUGGAUAAGGGGAACUAGUGUAUCUGUUUCUUUGCUUGGUUAUCAGUUUUGCAAGUUAUGAUGUAAUACAGUACUGCUUUCUUUGGUAGCUGUUGCUGAUUUUGUAAAAUUUGUUUUUUAAUCACUUUUAAGUUUAAAAAAGAAAUAUGAGCGGAAAAGUGGAUAAAAUGUGAAGGCAUUUGGUGCCUAUGGAGGGAUGGUGGUGAGCACUGCUAAGUAGUGAUGAGGCAGGGAAUGAGAAAGAUGGAUGCUUCGUAAACGAGUUUCUCUUUAGUCACAGUACUGACCAGAUCCAGCUUUAGCUCCACAAGAAAUUGAGCACUCUUUUGAAAUAGCAUAGGUCUGUCUUUGCAUAUUUUAUGAAUCUUCAUUGGCUAUGCUAUUAGCCAUAAAAGCUUCAUUUAGCUACAUAUUCUAUGAAUCAGAUUUUUAUAAUAUUUGUACCUCAGAAAUCAAGCUGGUUGAAUCUAAUUUUCUAUGCUCAGACAAGGCAAAAAAGUACAAAACAAUGAAAGAGAAUAUAUCUUUAUUUGCAUGGUUGCAAAUGUGAGUUUAACUUUGCUUCAUAAUCAUCUAUGAAAUAUUUCUGCGCAUGGUGAAGACAUAAAUAUCUUAGCUAGGGCUCAGCAGAGAAAUUGAAGAAAAAUAAAGAUAUCACCAGAAUAGCUAUGUGAAGAUCGAUCAGCAAACUUUAAAGAUUUCUGCUUUGACAUUGAGCCAACAAUGAAAGAAGGAGCAGAAAAAGGAGAAGGAAGAAGAACUCCACUGGACACUCAAAGAUAUGAAUAGCAUUUUAGAUCAGUGAAUAACCAGCAGUGACAUUAAACAUUGAACUGUCUCUGUUCUGACAUGGAAAGUGCCCUGCCGAGUAUCCUCACUCUUGUAAUAAUUGCAGAAUUCAUAAUUGGGAAUUUGAGCAAUGGAUUUAUAGUACUGAUAAACUACAUUGACUGGGUCAGUAAAAGAGAGCUGUCCUCAGUUGAUAAACUCCUCAUUAUCUUGGCAAUCUCCAGAAUUGGGCUGAUCUGGGAAAUAUUAGUAAGUUGGUUUUUAGCUCUGCAUUAUCUAGCCAUAUUUGUGUCUGGAACAGGAUUAAGAAUUAUGAUUUUUAGCUGGAUAGUUUCUAAUCACUUCAGUCUCUGGCUUGCUACAAUCCUCAGCAUCUUUUAUUUGCUCAAAAUAGCAAGUUUCUCUAGCCCUGCUUUUCUCUAUUUGAAGUGGAGAGUAAACAAAGUGAUUCUGAUGAUACUGCUAGGAAGCUUGGUCUUCUUAUUUUUAAAUCUGAUACAAAUAAACAUACAUAUAAAAGACUGGCUGGACCGAUAUGAAGGAAACACAACUUGGAAUUUCAGUAUGAGUGACUUUGUAACAUUUUCAGUGUCGGUCAAAUUCACUAUGACUAUGUUCAGUCUAACACCAUUUACUGUGGCCCUCAUCUCUUUUUCCCUGUUAAUUUUCUCCCUGCAGAAACAUCUCCAGAAAAUGCAACUCAAUUACAAAGGACACAGAGAGCCCAGGACCAAGGUCCAUACAAAUGCCUUGAAAAUUGUGAUCUCAUUCCUUUUACUCUAUGCUAGUUUCUUUCUAUGUAUUCUCAUAUCAUGGAUUUCUGAGCUGUAUCAGAACACAGCGAUCUACAUGCUUUGUGAGACGAUUGGACUCUUCUAUCCUUCAAGCCACUCCUUUCUUCUGAUUCUAGGAAACCCUAAGUUAAGACAGGCCUUUCUUUUGGUGGCAGCUAAGGUAUGGGCUAAACGAUGAGAAACUCACAAUUUCAUAAGCCAUUCAGACCACAGAUUAUUGAAUAUUGCAGACAGAAACAGGAGUCUACAAGGAGUUUAAAAGAUAUUUUAUGCUUCCCCUGGUUUCUUUUAUUGUGAAGGUCACUGUAAAUUUUUUAAAUUCUUCUCUAUAAUAGCAUCUUACCUAAGAAUAUUAUGUAUUUAUGACAUGUAUUUCUACAUUAUUAGGAAUUUGAAACUUAUUUGAGGAAAUUAUUGGCAGAUUCUAUUGUAAAUUAAAAACAUAUACUACAGCAUACUUAGAUGUUAAUUGUAAAUCUACAAUCUUUUGUUUGGCGAUGGCUCUUCAAUUCUAAAUCAUUCAUUGGGAUGGGUGAUUUAGGUAAUUAUUUUAUUAUCUCAAGUACUCCUAUUUAAAUGGUGAGUUACAGAUAACUAGAACAGUUAUUUGGAAUAGAAUUAGGGAAGUUUGGACUUGCCACUAUUACUAUGCUGAUGGGUUGAGAGAAUUGUGAGGGUUAAAAAGUUUAAUAUGAGUAACUGCCACAUAAAAAGAUAAGGGUUUUUUAGUAAUUAUAUUGUAUGUAUGUGUACAUACAUAUUUUACAUUAUGCCUUUUAAAGUAAAUAUUAUUGAGGUAUAAUUUACAUAUAAUAAAAUGCAACAUGUUAGUCCACAUUUCAGUUAGAGUUUUGACAAUGUAUAUACUUGUGUGACCACAAUGUCAGUGCCCUUUGCAGUUUACCCUCUCCUCUCCAGCCCUUUUUUCCAAGCAACUACUUAUCUGCUUUUGGUAACAAUAAGAGAGUUUUUGAUUUCUACAAUUUUAUGCAUCUAUAUAUCUAUAUAUGUAGAUAUAUAGAUAUAUAGAUGCCAUAUACACACACACACACACACACACACACAGUUAUAGAGUGUGUAUUGUUAUAUGUGAGGCUUAACUCAGCAUAAUGUUUUUGAAGUUUUUCUAUUUUGUUGUAUUAAUCAGUAGUUUGCUCCUGAGCAGUAUUCCUGAGUAGUGUCGGAUAUCCCACAUUAAAAAAUUUCUCUUUCCUGUUAAUGAACAUUUGAAUGGUUUUCAAUUAUUGGCCAUUAUAGAUAAAACUGGUAUCAACAUUCAUGUAUGUCUCUUCUUCUGGAUAUAUGACUUCCUCACUCUUGAGUAAAUACCUAUGAGUAAAAAUGUCAAAUCAUAUGGUAAGUGUACGUUUAACUUAAAAAAACUGCCAGAGUUCUAUAGAGUGGUUGCACCAUUUCAUAUUAUUGCCAGCAAUAUACGAGUGUUUCAGUUAUUUCACAUUCUGGCCAAAAGUUGGUAGGUACUCUGUUUUGUUUUUUAUUUUGGCCAUUCUAGUCAGAAUGUAAUGGCAUCUCAUCAUAGUUUUAAUUCACAUUUUCCUAAUGGCUAGUGAGGCUGAACAUUUUUUCAUGUGCUUUGGGUCAUUCAUAAAACCUCUUUUUACAAAAUGUUUGUUUAAACCUUUUGCCAACUAUUUAGCUUGAUUCAUUGCUUUCUGUUUUUAUUACUGAGUUGUUAAUGUUCUUUAUAUAGUCUCUGUAUUAGUCCAUUUUCAUGCUGCUAAUAAAGACAUACUCAAGACUGGGUAACUUAUAAAGAAAAAGAGGUUUAAUUGACUCACAGUUCCACAUGGCUGGAAAGGCGUCACAAUAAUGGCAGAGGUGAAAGUCACGUCUUACAUGGUGGCAGUCAAGAAAGAAUGAGAGCCAAGCGAAAGGGGAAACCCCUUAUAAAAACAUCAAGUUUCAUGAGACUUAUUCACUACCAUGAGAACAGUAUGGGCGAAACCACCCCCAUGAUUCAAUUAUCUCCCACUGAGUCCCUCACAUAACACAUGGGAAUUAUGGGAGCUACAAUUCAAGAUGAGAUUUGGGUGGGGACACAGCCAGACCAUAUCAGUCUGAAUAUAAGUUCUUUAUCAGACAUAUGUUUUAUAAAUAUUUUCUGCCAGCCAGAGGCUUGUCAUUUCAUUUUCUUUACAGUGUCUUUCAAAGAGAGGGCAUUAAAAACUCUUAAUGAAGUUCAAUAAUCAACGAUUUUCCUAUAAGAAAAUUAUUUUUAACUUUUUUUGCUUUCAAAAUUCAAAGAUAUUUUAUGGAUCAUUUGGAAUAAAUAUUUGCAAUAAGGCACAGUUAUCCUUGAGUAUAAUGACAGAAAGCCUGAUUUCAUUUUCUCUGCUGUCAGAACAGGUUCUUUGGUGAUACCACAUGCAUUUUUAGUAGCCUGUUUCAAUAGUACUACCUACUUGAGCAUUCUCAUUUUCUCUCUUUUAUUUUCUUUUUAGAAAGGACCUCCCAAAUGGGUUUGCUUAAAAAUUAGAUGAUGUUCAUCCUUCCUUUUGUGGAAACACUGGCUUCCAUUCUUCUCUUAAUCCUCUCCUUAUGGAGCCACACCAGGCAGAUGAAGCUACAUGGUAUUUAUUCCAGGGAUCCCAGCACAGAAGCCCAUGUAAGACCUAUAAAAGCUAUAAUUUCAUUUCUACUCCUAUUUAUUGUGCAUCAUUUCAUCAGUAUCAUACUAACAUUGGCCUGUCCUCUUCUAAACUUCAUUGUGGCAAGGACUUUUAGUAGUGUGCUGGUAUUUUUCCAUCCAUCUGGCCAUUCAUUUCUUCUAAUUUUACGGGACAGCAAACUGAAGCAAGCUUCUCUCUGUGUCCUGAAGAAGAUGAAGUAUGCCAAAAAGGACAUAAUCUCUCAUUUUUAUAAACAUGCCUGAUAUGACUGAUGAUAUUCUGAGAAAGAAAAAAAAGGAAGAAGAAGAACAGGAGGGCUACACAUUUGUGUCUUUCACCUACCUCUUAUUUUCUCAUUAUGUUCUAUGAUACAUUGAGCAUUAUUGAAAAUACUUGCUGAUUUAAAUUAAGCAGAACAGAUUGCUACCUUGUUUGCACCAUAUAUGGAGAUUAUGUAUUUAAUAGUAAAAUUCUAAUAUAUUGAAAAUGCAUUUUACAUUAGGCACUGUGAACAGUAUAAUAGGUUACUCUAUCUUUAAAUUUUAUUAAUAUGUUGCAUAAGCAUUAGAAUAGAAUAGAAAUACAUCAAGAAUUAUAAUAUCUAUGUAUGUGUAUAGAGUGUAUAUAAAAUCAGAUUUACAUGUAUAAACACAUAGGGAUUUAGUUCCUAUCCUAAAAAUGAUGAUCAAUUGAUAAUUUAAAACUAGGAAGGAAAACUCAAAUGAAAAUAGUUAGUAGAGUCUGCAGCUUAGUGAAAACUUUGAGGAUAUGAAACAAAGUCAAUUGAAAUGCACAUCACUAAGAGUUAUUUCCAAAUAUAAGCCAUAUUCUAUUAAUAUUUUCAGUCAUUUUCAGUUAAAAACACUAAGCAACCUUGACCAUCAAAAAUGUUACAAUCUUGACCAUCUACAACAGACUUGGAAUCUAGAAUCUGAAUCUUUGGAGUAACAAUAAAAUUUUGCUCAAUUGGUUAACUGUGUAAGGAAGGCAAGGACCCAUAUUAAAAAAUCAGUAAGAUUUUAAGUAAGCAAAAUUGGAGGACUGAUGCUGGCAUCUAGUGUAGAGUUACCAGGUUUAGUAAAUAAAAAUAUAGAAAGCCAAGAUGAUAGUAACAAAUACAGGAUCUCAUUUGAUGAAAGUCACUGUGUAAAGAAAGAAAAAUAAAUAAAGGUUUGAAAAGAAAAACAAAUCAGGGAUAACCAGUCAGUUUACAGAAUUGAAUUUAAUAAGAACAUCUCCUCUUAAAAUUGUAAUGAGAAAGCAUGUAAAAAUAGCAGGUUAAAUAAAAGAACACAAUCGCAAGUUUAAGGUAAACAGUAAUAAAUACUUAAAAUGAAAUAAUUGGAAGCAGAUUUUGAAGAACAAUUAUGUUCUUUCUAAGAAAUGAAAGAACAUAUUGCAAGCAAAUAAUAUAGUUUUCAGCAGUAAAGUCAAAAGACAAAUUUUCAACAUUGCAGAAAGUAUUUUAAAAAGUCAAUUAUAUAGUAAUCGAUAGAACAAAAAGUAACCCUAGAAAAAUAACCUGGACAUUGCAGGCCUAAAAUGAAAUUUUAAAUGUGUGAACAAAAUUAAAAUAUCCAGAGAAUAGACUAUGAGAUUUCCAUGUGCAAAGGAUUAAAUCCCUUUAGGACAGUGGUUCUCCACACAGGGCAAUUUUGCCCCCUAGGGGACAUUUAAUAAUGCCUGGAGACAUUUCAGUUAAAAUUGGAGGGAUGCUGCUGGCAUCUAUUGUAAUGUUAACAGUUAAGCAAAUAAAAAUAUAUGAGGCCUAGUUAAAUUUACACUUCAGACAAAAAAAAAAACAAGAAGAAUAAAUUUAUAAAUAAGUAUUACUUGUGAUAACCAUAAUAUAAGUUUACAUCAUAAUGUAAGUGUGCUAUGGAGGACCAAUUACAGACCUGCAGCACUGAUAAUUGGAUACACAGACAAAGACAAUUAUUUGCUGCUUAUUUGAAAUUCAAAUUGAACUGGAACACCCUGUAUUUUACCUGGUAACUGUACGAGGACAAGGAUGCUGCUCAAUAUCUCACAAUGCACAUGACAGCCCCUCACAACAGAAUUAUCCAGCAUAAAAUGUAAAUUGUUCUGAAGUUAAAAAUCAUGCUCUAUGAAGAUGUAAUAAUGAAAAACACAAAUUCCAUAAUAGCAAUUAGGACUGAAAAAAUAAAUCAGUUAUUGAUACAAGAUUUCACAUACUCCAGCUGCCUUCCUUAUCUCUGAAAUGUCCAACUUACCAUACUUAGGCUCUGAUUUCUGUACAUACAUCCCCAGUUCACACUUGCUUCCAAGCAGGCCUUACUUUGAGACAGGAACGAUUUGGGCUGCUUUAGUCCUUCACCAAUUGCUGAUUAAUGAGCUGUGAUGGCUUCCAGUUAAAAUAAUUUGUGGGUGAAAAAUUCACAAAAUAUAGUUCACUUUUAAAAAUUAGAGUAUAGACAUUCUCAAAGCUGUGUUCUUGUUUAUAGGGUACUGUGAAUUCCUAAGCCCCAUAAUUCUAUAGAUAACUUGUUUAUGGCAGUCUUCUAUUUACCUCCAUAACAAUUUUAGAUUUUACUUCUUUUUCUUCCUCCUAUCAUGAUAUGGGAUAUUCUGAUAAUGAUUUUCGCAAUUUUGCUAAGUGAUAAUCACAGACUUAAUUUAAAUCAUAAAAUGACAUACCCUUAUGAAAUAAGAUUAUUCACUUUCCUUUCAAUCCUUUCUAACUGUUCCAGUGCUCUCAAACGGUAGCGUCAUCCCUGAUGUCACAGUUCUCCUCCUGUCCCCCUUACCUCUGGACUCAUCUCUUAAUCAAAAAUAAAAACAAAUUGUAUGCAAAAGAAAGAAACAUUUUUUUAAAAAGUUACUUCUGAUGAACUUAGUUCUGUCCACGAAGAAAAUAGAUAUAUUCAGAAUACUCUACAAUCUUUGGUAACUGUGUAACCUUGAUCUUGGGGAAGGAUGUUGGGAAAAAAAUUCUGUGUGAAUGUGUUGCACUUCUGCAUGGUCUAGCUCUUAUCUUGUGAGCAAACAGUACGUUUGAUGAGCAAACAGAAGGGCCUCAACUAGGAUCAGGUGAGCAAGGUACGCAGGGUGCAAAGUUUGAGGAGUCACUUGGUUUUAGGGCCCUGCAACCUAUUGAAUGCCUUUUUACAUUUUGUGCCCUAGGAGUCUCGUUCACUUUGCCCAAGACCAGGUCAUGGCAAAGAGCCUUUGGAUUUAGAAAUAGGGUAUCCCUCUUGGUCAGAAGGCAGAUUUGUUUAAAGAUAAAGACUCUUCUUCUUCUCUUCUUCUUCUUCUUCUCUCCAGAGAUAUUUGCUUACAUUCCAGUGUAAACCUUCUUCCUCAGAAGGGAAGAUGGACAGGUUACUCACAGUGAUCAAAGUUUUUAAGACCAGAGUUUCCUAAUUUUGAGAUUUCUCUUUUGAUAGACACCACUACAUGCGCAUGUAACAUCAGGUUCUAAUCUUAUCCCUGUGAGGGGACUGAAGCUUGAAGAAACAGUAUGAUGAUGUUCCUCUGGCUACUGCUAGUACUUCGGUGAAUAAUAAACCAUCCUGUGUCUUCUGCAAGUAUAACAAGUGACAAGCUAAGUUGUUAGCUUAUAAUAAUUUUGGCAACAAGGAUGGAACACAGCGCAAAGACCUGGUCUUCUGAGGAGAAAGUGAAGGAUCCUACAAGCUGAUUAAUAGGAUUUGCUGAAAGUCCAUGGGAACUGGUAGCUAACUGUUGACUAAAAUGUUUGUAAUUGGUAAAUAAAUAUUCUUCUAUUAUGUUGCUCAUUAAA